Molecule: messenger RNA, 5855 nt
Organism: Phasianus colchicus (ring-necked pheasant)
Lineage: Eukaryota; Metazoa; Chordata; Aves; Galliformes; Phasianidae
Gene: DNMT3A
Product: DNA methyltransferase 3 alpha
Biological process (GO): negative regulation of DNA-templated transcription
Cellular component (GO): cytoplasm; nucleus
Molecular function (GO): DNA (cytosine-5-)-methyltransferase activity
Source: RefSeq, a predicted model, not a curated record
CCAUAGCUGCGCUCCCCCCAGAGCGCGGUGGCAGCAGGGAGUUGGGAGUGAGGCUGAGCUGCGUGGGGAUUAGUGGGGAUUGAGCUAUUUCUGGCAGUGCGGGCAGUGGGGAGGGGGCACCGCGCCGGCUGCUGCUGUGGGAACACAGGGUGACCCCUGCCAUGGGGCUGGGUUGGGGGUAUGGAGUGGGAAAGGGUAUCCCCCACCAUGGAUCACGGUGACAACCCAACGGAUGUCCCCAUCCCCAUGUGGCACGCACAGCCACUGACCUCAGUGGCAGUCCUGGGCUGCCCCCCACCAGCCUCUUUGUGUCCUCAUGACAUGAGGACAAACCCAAAGCCAAAUGCCUGCUCUCUUUACCAGAAGGCAUCGCCCUUUCCUUGGGGAGGAUUGUCCCCGGCGCGCAGGGGACACGGCAUGGCCCGGUCACAGCGUGGGGACCGGGGACGCUGCCAGCUGGAUGCCAGCCCGCCAUGGGCAGCACGGGGACGGGGUCAUGAGGGUUUCUCUGGGCCAUGUCAGUCCCUAUGCCCAUCAGCUGGAUGCUGCUUCAGUGUAGGACGUGGUACAGGGGGCACACUGGGGUUUCUGUCCCCUUCUGGGACAUAUAUGGUGUGGUGCUCCAUAGUACAUGCCUUGCUGUGCCCACAGCUAUCUCUCAUUCCAUAGGGAUGGUAGAAGUGCAACAGGACUCUGUCUCAUGAGCUGUACCCCACAGUCCCAGCAGGGUCCCACUGCCUAGGAUGCAGAGCCUGGGGUCUUGGUGCCUGGAGUCCCAGUGGGGUCCCAUUACUUGGGGUCCUGGUGCCUGGGGUCCUGUGCCCAGGGUUCCUGUGCCCGUUGCCAGUGCCUGGGGUGUGGUGCUUGGAGUCUCAGUGCUUGGGGUCCUGGUGCCUGGGUCUGGACAUCACUUCACCACACUGCGCUGUCCCAGCCUGACCCCACUGGGACAUGUCAUUACACACUGAGUCACCCCUGAGAAGGGACAUAUGCUCACUUCACUGUGGGUCACACUAAUGAUAACAGCUCAGCACAGGGGUCCCAGCACCCAGCCCCAUGUCCACAGCCCUGCUGCAGUCAGGAAUAAGGACCUGGCAUCGGGCGCGGCGCCGGCACUGCGUCAUGCAGCAGCAGCAGCAGCUCACAGCUCGCAGCUCUCUCCUCAGAGGUGGUUUCCCUGAGGGUUGUUGCUUGGCAGCAGUGGUGCUGCAGGGACGCGCCAGGCUCUUUGGCGAGCCCCAGGGAGCAGAGACACGGGGUGAUUUAUGGGGAGGUGACUCAGCUCCCAGCAAGGGGCUGCAACAUUGUCGGAGGGGGCUUGGAACUGUGGCUGCAGCCCUGUGCCUGUUUCCCUGUGCCACAUUUUGGGGGUUCCUGGUGCUAUGCCUCAGCUCCGCACUGCAGGGAGGUGCUGAGCCCUGUGGAGGUGCUCUGACGGGUGCACAUGGGGAGCAUCACCUUGCAAAGUGCCCCCAGCUCCAUCCUGCACGUGGGAUGCAUGUGGGUGCAGCACAGCCUGGGGUUCAGUGUGGGGAUUGCAGAGAGCUCCAGGGGCUGCAUGGAGCUCCAGGGACUGCAUGGAGCUCUGAGGACUGCAUGGAGCUCCAGGGGUUUGUGAGGAGCUCUGGGGGUUACACGGAGCUUCAGGGGUUGCAUGAAGCUCUGGGAUUAUGUGGAGCUCUGGAGUUGUGUGGGGCUCUAAGCAUCCCAGAAUGUCUCCUAGCUCUCCAGUGCACUCCAAUGCCGCGCUGCCUCUUCCCCGUGCUGAACAGUCCUCGUGGUCCCACAUCACACCAUGCCAAGCCGUGGCACACUGUGGCCCUGAGACAAGUGCCCUCAGGGCCACCAAGUCACCUCGAGCCGUGUCAUGCCAUGCUAUGCCAAGUGACCUUGAGCCAUGACAUGCUGUGCCACAUUGUGCCUCUGACAUCAGUGCAACCAAGGCUACUGUGUCACCUCAAGCCAUUCCACGCUAUCCCAAGCUAUGCCAAGCUGUGGACCUGAGACCAGUGCUCCCAGGACCACCACAGCCAGGACAUGGGGGGAAUCGCAGCAGUGCUUGAAGUGCGGGAGGCACAGAGACCCCCUCCUCAAGCACCGUGGGGCGUUUGAGGCCAGCAUGGUGCCAGCACGCCCUCUGCCAGUGUGGGGGGGGGGAGCAGGAGCACAUCUGCAGACCCCUCCUCCCAAACACCAACCCAAAACUGGGGCCUCGUGGAGGCCAAGCCCCCUAUGCCAUAAGGCCGUGCUGUGCCCCUGCUUCUCAGCCUUAGUUUCCUGGGCCACAUCCCCCCCUUCACAACCACCCCAGGAGCGUGGCACCCCCGACCCCCCGCUCUCUCCCCACAGGCCAGACCCACGCUGGCUAUGGCUGCCGGGCCCGGCGCUGUCUGCCUGCCAGCUCCCGUCCCCUCCCCGGCCUCUCCCUCGCCGCCCCCCCGCCGGCCUCCCCGCCUUCCCCGCUCCCCCCUCCGCGGCCUCUUCCUGCCUUGGGCCUCUGCUGCCGCCACCACCGCGAUCUUCUGGGGCUCAGGUGGAGCGCUCCCCGACGCUGCGGGCCUCGGCUGUAGGCUCAGCCCUUCUGCCCAUAGCCCCGGAGCCGGUCCCGUCCCCGCUGUGGGGCAGGCGGCACUGGGGGGGGCCUGGCUCUGCAGAGAGGGGGGGGACAUGGAGGUGUAGGCCCCAGCCCUGUGUUUGGGGCACAGAGGCGCAGGCCCCAGCCCUGUGGGGUGCGCGAAGCUGUAGGCCUCAGCCCCACGCGCGGUGGUGGCAGUGUGGCGUCGCCAUGGCAACCGCAGGCUUCAGGCCUUGCAGUAGGCCGCGCUCGGCCUCGGAGCCCCCCGGAGUGUGGGGAUUUGGGGGGGAAGAGGAGCAGGAGGAGCACCCGAGCAAGGAGGAGAAGCAGGAGCCAGGGACACCCAUGAGGAAGGCCGGGCGGCCUGGGCGAAAGCGCAAACACGCCCAGGUGGAAAGCAGUGACACACCCAAAGACACGGCAGCCGUCCCCAAGUGCCCCCCUCCCUGCCCAGAGGCCAGCCCUGCCGAGCCACUGCCCAACGGGGACCUGGAGACGGACGGAGCCCAGUGGAAGGGCACGGAGGAGGGUGGCACAAGCCCCAAAAGCGGGCGUCCUGAGGAGGACGAGACGGAGAGCCUGGCGGAUGGAGAGACGGGCCGGGCGCUGGAGAAUGGCCGCUGCACCCCCAAGGAGGGCCUGGACGCCCCGGCCGAUGAGGGUGAGCUGGCCCCUUCCGACCCCCAGAAGAAACGCGGGAGGAGGAAACUCCUGGAGGCCACAGAGAAAAGCAAGGAGGAGAAGGAGGAAAACAACUUCGACAGCCUGAAAAUGGAGGGCUCCCGUGGGCGGCUGCGGGGUGGGCUGGGCUGGGAGUCAAGUCUGCGGCAGCGCCCCAUGCAGCGGCACACCUUCCAGGCAGGGGACCCCUACUACAUCAGCAAGAGGAAGCGCGACGAGUGGCUGGCACGCUGGAAGAGAGAGGCGGAGAAGAAGGCAAAAGUGAUCGCCGUGAUGAACGUGGUGGAGGAGACGCCGCGGGCCGAGCCGCAGAAGGAGGAGGAGGCCAGCCCCCCUGCCUCACAGCAGCCCACCGACCCUGCUUCACCCAAUGUGGCCACCACGCCUGAGCCUGUGGUGGCCGACGCCGUCGACAAGAACACAUCCAAGUCAGCCGACGACGAGCCUGAGUACGAGGACGGUCGGGGCUUCGGUAUCGGUGAGCUGGUGUGGGGCAAGCUGCGUGGCUUCUCCUGGUGGCCGGGGCGCAUUGUGUCCUGGUGGAUGACGGGACGCAGCCGGGCAGCUGAGGGCACCCGCUGGGUGAUGUGGUUUGGGGACGGCAAGUUCUCAGUGGUCUGCGUGGAGAAGCUCCUGCCCCUCAGCUCCUUCUCCAGCGCUUUCCACCAGGCCACCUACAACAAACAGCCCAUGUACCGCAAAGCCAUCUACGAGGUGCUGCAGGUGGCAAGCAGCAGAGCAGGGAAGAUCUUCCCGGCGUGCCCCGAGAAUGACGAGACUGACACCUCCAAGGUAGUGGAGAUCCAGAACAAGCAGAUGAUCGAGUGGGCGCUGGGCGGCUUCCAGCCCUCUGGCCCCAAGGGCCUGGAGCCCCCUGAGGAGGAGCGCAACCCCUACAAAGAAGUUUACACAGAGAUGUGGGUCGAGCCAGAAGCCGCUGCCUACGCGCCGCCCCCACCCGCCAAAAAGCCCCGGAAAAGCACAACAGAGAAACCCAAGGUCAAGGAGAUCAUCGAUGAGCGCACCCGAGAGCGGCUGGUCUACGAGGUGCGGCAGAAAUGCAGAAACAUCGAAGAUAUCUGCAUCUCCUGCGGGAGCCUCAACGUCACCCUGGAGCACCCUUUGUUUAUCGGGGGAAUGUGCCAAAACUGCAAGAACUGCUUUCUGGAGUGCGCGUACCAAUAUGAUGACGACGGAUACCAGUCCUACUGCACCAUCUGCUGUGGUGGGCGUGAGGUGCUCAUGUGCGGCAACAACAACUGCUGCAGGUGUUUCUGCGUGGAGUGCGUGGACCUGUUGGUGGGGCCAGGGGCUGCACAGGCGGCCAUCAAGGAGGACCCCUGGAACUGUUACAUGUGUGGCCAUAAGGGUGUCUAUGGGCUCCUGCGGCGGCGUGAAGAUUGGCCAUCGCGCCUCCAGAUGUUCUUCGCCAACAACCACGACCAGGAGUUUGAUCCGCCAAAGGUGUACCCGCCCGUCCCCGCUGAGAAGAGGAAACCCAUCCGCGUGCUGUCGCUGUUUGAUGGCAUUGCCACCGGCCUGCUGGUGCUGAAGGACCUGGGCAUCCAGGUGGACCGCUACAUCGCCUCCGAGGUGUGCGAGGACUCUAUCACCGUGGGCAUGGUGAGGCACCAGGGCAAGAUCAUGUAUGUCGGCGAUGUCCGAAAUGUCACCCAGAAACACAUACAGGAGUGGGGCCCCUUCGACCUGGUAAUCGGGGGCAGCCCUUGCAAUGACCUCUCAAUAGUGAACCCAGCCAGGAAGGGGCUGUACGAGGGCACUGGGCGCCUCUUCUUUGAGUUCUACCGCCUCCUACAUGAAGCACGGCCCAAGGAGGGUGAUGACCGACCCUUCUUCUGGCUCUUUGAGAACGUGGUGGCCAUGGGGGUGAGCGACAAAAGGGACAUCUCGCGCUUCCUCGAGUCCAACCCCGUCAUGAUUGAUGCCAAAGAGGUGUCUGCGGCACACCGGGCACGGUACUUCUGGGGUAACCUUCCCGGUAUGAACAGGCCGCUGGCGUCCACGGUCAAUGACAAGCUGGAACUCCAGGAGUGCCUGGAGCACGGCAGGAUAGCCAAGUUCAGCAAAGUGAGAACCAUCACCACUCGCUCCAACUCCAUCAAGCAGGGCAAAGACCAGCACUUCCCCGUCUUCAUGAACGAGAAGGAAGACAUCCUGUGGUGCACGGAGAUGGAGAGGGUGUUCGGCUUCCCGGUGCACUACACGGACGUGUCCAACAUGAGCCGCCUGGCCCGGCAGAGACUGCUCGGCAGAUCCUGGAGCGUGCCGGUGAUCCGCCACCUCUUUGCGCCCCUCAAGGAGUACUUCGCCUGCGUUUAGGAGAGCCGGACGGGGACUGUGCCACGGAGCGCGUCGGAACCGAACCAUCCAUGCCAAGAGAAGAGAAAACGCGGAGCGAGAGAAGAGCCAGCACCCAGCAGAGAGACGGGAGCACGGCGCGGCGGCCGCCGGCACGCGCCUCCCCGAGCGCAGGGCUCGGGGCCUCCCCAUCCCCAACGAUCAGCUUUCAGCCUAUUUAAAACUAGGAGAAAAAAAACAAAUAUAUUAAAAAUAAUAAUAAUAAUAAAUCGCACCAGGA